AUGAGCUUCACGAGCGCUCUUCUCGCAGUGAAUACCUUUUGGCAGUUUUUUGUUGAAAAACCGGUUCUCGACGCCUCUGCCGCGCGCAUUCUUCUUAGUCGUCGUUGUUGUUGCACGUUCUCCUUAAAAUCGUUUUUCGACUUUUCAUGAAGAGGAAUUUCAGCUUAAUGGAAUUGAGUCCGCCGCCGCCUUUUGAAGGCGUGGCGGAUGAUAUUCACGGCGGCAAUCAUGAGUUCGGAGCGAAUUCUCUCGAUGAAGGCGAAGUCGAACCCAGCUUUGACAACGAGCUGCCGAAAGAAAAGGUAUCUGGUUUAGUGUAGAUAUACCAUGUCUUGAUUUUUAGGAGGAGGUGAUAGAAAUUAUCGUUCAAAAAGAGGAUAUUAGUUUUGAAACAAUGAAUGGAAUGGUGCAAGAAAAGGCAGAGCCUUUGAGUGAAGAUGAAGACUCAUCGCGAUCUCAGGUUUAGGCUGUUUUCGAUAAAAACCGCGCUAGAAUCGACUGAAAUUUGAUUUUGCUUCUUAUUACAGAAGUGCACACAAGAAGAGAAUCAUUUGGACGACUCCAAAACGGCUGAAUCGCAUGUAACUGCAGUCAAGACUUUGCUACGUUCAGAAAUUACGUUUAUAGGCAAAUUUGGCUGAAGAAGACGACGACUGGGGCGACUUCGAUUCGGCACCGCAUGAACCAGUUUCGGAAGAUUGGGGAGUCUUUGAAGAAAGCAGCGAGAAGGCAAAUGGUUAGAAUUACAUCAAAAUUCGAUAGUUUUUUUAAAUUUUUGUUUCAAACUUCAUUUGUAAGUAUAGUCGAUGUGCCACGACUUGAAAUUUCAUGGAACGACACUCCGUUGGGUGGCCGUGGCCGUGAAAGCGCCUUGCCUUUGCGAAUUUCGGUCGCGCUUUCCAUUUUUUUUAUUCGAAAUUUUCAUUAUUUUAAUUAUGUUUUUAAUAGUUUUCUUUGCGCCAAAAAUCAUAAUUAUCUUUUUCUAGAGGAUAGACUGUUUCAUUGAUAAAAAAAUAAAGUAGAGUAAUUUUUCGAAUUUUAAGCGAAAAAAAUGCGUUCAUAAUAUUUGAAAGUUUUUUUCAAGAGAUGGUCUUUGGUUUUCUUCAAUAUAUUCCGUUAUUUUACCUUCAUUGAGCCUUUAUCGACAUUUCUUUUUUUCAUUUCAAAUCAUGUAAAAAAAUAUCCCAAUCAGAAAUAAAAUACACAGUGAAUGAUUUUUUUAAAAAAAUUGAAUGUUUCUACAUUGACGAAUUUUUUUAUUUAAAAAACAGAUACAUAAGUUCAAAGGAAAAAUUAUUAGUUUUCUGGACAUUUCGUUCAGCACAUCGUUUCCACUAUUCCAUGUGCCCACUGUUCACGCCCCAUUCCUGACGCAUAGUUCAGCAAUACGAUUUAUCUAAAGCUCCAUUUAAAAAAAAGGAACGAAAACCUUUCUUCAAAUUAUGGUGCAUGUGCUCAUGGAAGUACACAUCUUCAUUUUAUAAGGCGCUCACUUUCUGAAAAAAACAAUUAACGACUGCAAACAGAAAAAAAAACGAUGAAAACAUUAAAACAUGGCUUUAAAAAAACACAGAAACUAUUGUAGAAUAUUGUGGCGUUUACGGCCUAUUUCACCCGCAAAUCCUUUUGGUAAGUCUUUGAAAACUUUUUUUGAGAAACGAGAAAAACAAUAUCAAAGCGAUUGAAGAAUACAUGAAGUUUUUCAAACUUUUUUUUAAUCGCUUUUUUCGAGAAACAUCAUGAAAUUUACUGUGUUCUUUCUUUUACAUUUGCACAACGCAAUCCUUUUCAACGAUAAUAUUACAUUUUAAAGAAAUAAAACAAUAAAAAAACGAUCGAAAUUAGAAUGAAAACCAAAAAAAAAAUUAGCGUGGCCGAAGUUGGCAAUUUCGCCAGAUGCGCGCUACCGCACAAAAUCGAAACAGCGGAGUGUCGUUCCAUGAAAUUUCAACUUGUGGCACAUCGACUAUAGUGUCUAGGUGUUUGUAUUCUCAAACAAAUUUUUUUGGCAGAAUUCAAUUUAAGAAGUCAAAAAUGUAGUUAAUUUCAUUGAGGGAUUUUCGUUGUUUUUUUUCAGACAUAUAUCUUGUAAAAUUACGCCUAAAAAGCAGUUGUUGCUAUUUCACUAACACGGGAAGUCAUUUUACUUUGCGGUGUGGAUUUUUCUACAAAUUUGCUAGAACACUCUGAAUGUCCAGAUGAAGAUCCCUCAUAGUCGCUACCUGCACAAACUUCUUGUUUCUGAGAUAUUAAUUUUUAAAGUUUGCGUUCAACACAACACAUAAUUAGACCCCACAAGGAGGUCAUUUCAACUGGGACUUGGAAUUACCAAAAAAUUUGCUCAAACAAUCUCUGAAGGUUUAUAUGAAGAUCCAUCAAAGUUGCAACCCGCGCCAGAGUCUAUUUUUUGAGAUAAUUGAUUUUGAAGGUCGAAAAUUUAGGCCUAAAACCCAUUUUUCGCAACUUUGAAAAAUCAUUUCUCAAGAACUAGAAAUUUACGCAGGUAGCGAUAAUGAGGGUUUUUAUCUGGACCUUCAGAGGGUGUUUAAGCAAAUUUGUAGAAAAUUCCAAACCGCAAAGUAAAAUGACUUCCCUUGUAGGUUCAUUAUAUGACAGAAGGACAACUUGCAGCUGAUGCGGAUGACUGGGCGGCGGAUUUCGUGUCAGCCUCGACGCCGCCAGAAGACGACGAUUCGCACGUCGUCGACCUCGACGAGUCCUUCGACGACGAUGGAUUCUGGGACGGCGGCUUCGGCGACGUCGUCGACCUCGGCGAGAUCUCUUCUUCAUCUGACGUCUCUUUUUAAUAUCAAAAAACUUGACUUCUCUAUCUUUCAGGCUUUGAACAUCGUAGAUUUCUUGAACAGCGGAAAACUGAGCGAAGAGCUUGAUGGAGAAUUUCGAAGGUUUCUUUUUAAAAUAUAAUUCUUCUUUCCGAGUUGAUUUAUUCGCUUUUAUUAUGCCCGUCCAGUCAUUCUCCAAGUUUAUCGCUUUCAUCUCCUUUUUUUUCCCAUUUUGUUCGUUACAUACGUCGGAUGAUGUUAGAAAAAAAAACAUACGACUUUAAAAUGGGAAGCAAAAAAACAGUUUUUAGACGUUGAAAAAAAGAUCGAAAAAUCAAAUCCUUUUUUUUAUUUUUAAAUUUUAUCAAAUCUCCUCGUUCCUGCGCAAAUUUUGGUCGAUCCUCACUCAUCACUCAUCUCAGGCGAUAAAUAAUAAAAUUAUUAUUCAUCAAAUGUUCUAAAUAACUCUCGGACGGUAUCAGCAAAAUAUAAUGUUAGCAUCUUCGAGAUGUUCCUUUUUUAUUCGAGUGAAUAAAAUUCAUCAAAAUUUAAUAGGUUCGCCAGACUUUGGCUUUCUCUUCGAAUCGUGGAAGAAGCUUGCGCUCUCAAACACGACUGGAAACACUCGCAGCUUUCUCACCGGGUCUUGGGGCACCUCAGAAUCGAUCCGGUCAGUUUUUUUCAAAUCUAUUUACUAUUUUAAAAAAAAACUUUUUUUGAAGGAGGUUCAUACUUCAACACUAAAUUCCGUUUUACCUACAACUUCUCUUAUCCCAACGUUCUUUGCUGCCCCUUCUGGGUAUUUCUGUUGUUUUUGGCUUCGAUCAAAAAGAAACAAAUUGAAGCUCGAAGAGCCCGCAAUCGGAUGAAAGUUUUGCGAAGAGUUCAUCUCAAAACGGAACCGAAACCUAUGAAUCGUCGGUCCCUGUCGUAGAUUUCGACUGGGACACUUCGGGUCUGACCAAUCCUCUCAAAGGCGCAGGUUCGAGGAGAAAGAAGGACUUUCAUAGAAAUCUUGCAGGGAAAUCUUCGGCGAUCAUGGACAUCGACUUCCUUUCGGCCAAUUCGACUGGAGGUCUUGAAAGUUCGAGUACCUUGCAGAAAGAUCUCGACGACUUCGGCUUGGGCUCUUCUUCUACCACUGCCCAACUUACUCCAGAGAGCAACAGGUUUUUUACAACUGAAUCGAGAAGGGAAAUCGAAUGUUUAUUCUUUUAAAAUUUUAUCGGAGAAACCCAUAGUUUAAAAAAAGUAGUUACGAGCAAGUCUUUAUUCUCAAGCUUAAAAGAGAUGUAACGGACCAGGUGGUGAACUAAAUUUGAUAUCGAACAACCGCCUUUAAAGAACUAAAACUUGUAGUCGGCAGAAAUGAAAGAAUGAUCUUAAGGUCCUUUGCCUCGCUUUUCUGCGCCUAGUCCAUCUAAAACAAAAGGACGUGCAUAUCAUGAGGGUUCUUGAUCUUGUCUUUCACAAGAAGUUUUUUCAGUAAAUGAAUUUUUUGAACCGGUUUCUAGACGUUGAAACUCUGUUUAGAUUUUUAAAAGUAGUUUGGGCGGUUUUUUUUUUUUUCAAAAUACAUGAAGUUGCAGAUCUGUGUUGGAAACGAUCCUCUCGACGAGUGGCGGAGCGAAGAAGCCACACCGAGGGACGGCGGAGCUGUCUCUGGACGCGCGCGCUCUCCACGACCAGCUGCCUGACAUCAGCUACCUCCGAGCCUCCAUCAUCAUGUUCCCCAUGGGCGGCGGACCUUGGCACAACUCCAAAUGA
Molecule: messenger RNA, 4550 nt
Organism: Caenorhabditis auriculariae
Lineage: Eukaryota; Metazoa; Nematoda; Chromadorea; Rhabditida; Rhabditidae
Source: the annotation of a GenBank genome assembly